Molecule: messenger RNA, 555 nt
Organism: Vitis vinifera (wine grape)
Lineage: Eukaryota; Viridiplantae; Streptophyta; Magnoliopsida; Vitales; Vitaceae
Product: serine/threonine-protein kinase D6PKL2-like
Exons: 2
Coding region: 1-555 (184 amino acids)
Biological process (GO): protein phosphorylation
Cellular component (GO): plasma membrane; nucleus; cytoplasm
Molecular function (GO): ATP binding; protein serine/threonine kinase activity; cytoskeletal motor activity
Source: RefSeq, a predicted model, not a curated record
AUGAGUCUGUAUGACACCCACAUGAUGGAACAAUAUAAGGGAGCGGGUUUUGGGGAGCUCAGUCCUCAUGUGUUUGCUGUUGCAGAUGUUGCAUACAGGGCAAUGAUUAAUGAAGGAAAUGAGAUAGAUUCCUCAGUCAUCAAGGAUGAACAUACCUCUUCCCCAUUCUCCUUGCCACACACUCCAACCUUAUACACCCAUUUUGAGACCGAAAUAUUCUCUUGUUUGAUGAUGGAGUUCUGCCCAAGAGGUGAUUUACUCACACUUAGGCAGAGGCAACCUGGGAAACAUUUUUCUGAGCAAGUUGUAAAGUUCUAUGUAGCAGAGGUUCUUCUUGCUUUUAAAUGCCUUCACAUGCUCGGGAUUGUUUAUCGUGACCUGGAACCAGAGAAUGUCCUUGUGAGGGAAGAUGGGCACAUUAUGCUUUUUGAUUUUGACCUCUCUCUCCGGCACACUGUCAGUCCGACACUGGUCAAGUCCCCUUCUUUUGGCACCAAAUCCUUACGAAAGGAUCCAGUAUAUGGUGUCCGACCUACAUGCAUUGAACCUUCUUAG